Drosophila yakuba is the source of this 1457-nucleotide messenger RNA. RefSeq lists its product as uncharacterized. The coding region runs from base 776 to 1342 and encodes 188 amino acids. The transcript has 3 exons. The record is from RefSeq and is a predicted model, not a curated record. NCBI's taxonomy places the organism in Eukaryota, Metazoa, Arthropoda, Insecta, Diptera, Drosophilidae.
GCCUCAGAUGGCAGGAACUCGAGAUGAGGAGGGAAGAAAAGGAAGAGCUGAGAGCUGAGAGCUGAUCUCGAUGCCGGGUAUAGUAGACACAUUCAAUUGCUUUUCCAAUAUAUUGAUCACUUGAAAGAAAUGUGUGUGUGCGCCCCUUUCCGUUCAUUGAAGGGGUCUGGAAUUUAUGACUUCAUUCCCUCAACAGAUCUUUUGUUCGUGUCACCAGCAAUUUGCUGUCCUCAAUUACGAGCUACGAGUUUCCCUUUGUGGAUCUCGAACCUAAUGAGUUACACACAAGUAGUUUGGGAAGCAGGGAGAGCCCCGAUUCCCGCCAGGGGAAUCAAGAAUUAUCGAUCCGUUGAGGGUUGAGGUCGGGUCUCUUGGGAUUUGAAUAUCGCAGAAGUAAGAUUCGUUAAAAACUGGGUUUCCCCUCUACUCCUUAAGCUUUCUUAUGAUAAAAAAAACCCACAGUCUUCCUUAAAUCGUUUUAUAAAAAUCCCUUCAUUAAAGUAAAAUUUAACUUCAUAUAUAUGUAUGUACAAUUUGCAAUUGUACAAUAUGUACAAUUGAUGUCACCAUUUGAAAUGUAGAUUUAAUUUAUAUAUAUUUAACAAAUAACAAACGACAACACUCAUAUGGCGUGCUUGUUGCUAUCCCAAAUUGGCAGUUGUACAAUCUGAUAAAGCGAAACAAGCCGAAAACAUUUAACGUUCCGUAGAUAUAUAAAAAACCCUAGCUAUAUAAACCAUAAAAACCGGCUUAACGUAGUUGAAUUUGGGCCAAAAUGCUAUCACGUUUGCUGCUGCUUUCUAUUGGUGGAGUAUUUAUACUUUUGAUAGUGGAUCAGUGCAGUGGCAAGCGCAAGUGGGACUACGAACCUCUGUCCAUUGAAACCUACUCCACGGAUGACAGUAAGCUGAAGAUGGUGGCCAAAGUGGAUCGAGUUGGCCGCGGUGAAUAUGCCAUUUCGGCCAACAUCGAAUUCAAGUACACGCCAGACGAUACCACCAUGGUAGAAGCAAGUGCCUAUCGAAGCAGCUCCGGAGAUGAGAACGACUACAAGAUUAUACCCCUCAGCAUUCCGAAGCAGCCAUAUAUCGAGUUCAUGAACAACCACUAUAAGGACGUAGUGCUGCCAAAUCUGGGCGGUUGCUCCAAUCUCGUCCAGUUCGAGGACAAAUUCGAGCCACCUUGGCCGCAGAAUACGUACAUGUUGGACAAAUGUGUGGCUAAUAGUGAUGGCUUUCCGGACAUUAUUCCCGAGGGCUACUACAAGGUGAAUUUUACCAUGAUGAAUCCCGUGGACUGGGGAUUCAUUCUCAUUGUGAAGAUAACCACAAAGCUUAUCUGAUCUCCACGUGAGCGAUCGCUUAUCUAUGUAUUAUCAAAUGUAUCUAUAUUCCUGUAUACUUAUAGCAUGUAGAAAAUAGUUGGCAUAAAUAGCAAUAAAGUCAGCAUCAAAGUCA